AUGGCUCAACCACAACCAACAACCCGCCAGGCUUUUCGCCGAACGGAUGAUCAUACUCCUGGCACCCCUAAGGUGAAGCUUGUCACCGAAGCAAUCCCUCCCCUAUCCCUCACUGGGGUCCUGAUCAAGGUCCAUGCCGUGUCGCUCAAUUACAGAGACGCCAACAUUGCAAACGGUGGCAACCCUUGGCCGGUUGUACCACAUGGGAUCCCCUGCAAUGAUGCAGCGGGUGAGGUAGUCGCCGUUGGCGAGAGGGUGAAGCACCUGGCGAUUGGGGAUCGGGCAGCCCCAAUCGUAGACACGGAGAACAUCACCGGACGGGAAUCUACUCGGUCUUGGUUAGCAGCCGAUGAGGAUGGAGUACUGGCAGACUACAUCGUGUUCGAUGAGCACAAGCUAUGUAAACUGCCCACGUACCUCGACUGGGUCCAAGCGAGCCUUAUCCCUUGCGCCGGAGUGACCGCGUGGGCAGCGCUGAAGGAUAUGGAAAUUGGUCAAACUGUCUUGAUCCAAGGUACCGGCGGUGUGGCCAUGUUUGCGCUCAAAUUGGCGCGAGCUGCAGGCCUGAAGAACCCCGAGUGGCACGAGGAAGUUCUGAAGUUAACUGAAGGAGCCGGUGUCGACAUCGUUGUUGAAGUUGGUGGAUCCUCCACGCUGGUCAAGAGCAUGAAAUGUACACGACGUGGAGGAAUAGUUAGCCAGGUGGGAUAUCUCAGCAAGCAGAAUACCAGCGAAUUCUCAGAGCUUCUUUCUGUUCUCAUCGACCGGAGAGUUAUCCUAAGGGGAAUCAACGCUGGAUCUAAGCAGGAUCAGGACGAUCUUUGCGCUGCAUUGUCUGCCACCCAAAUUCAGUUCAAUGAUAUUAUCGACUCAGUCUACCCAUUUGAACAGGCCGAUGAGGCGAUUGAGUAUAUCUGGCAAGGAAAACAGGUUGGAAAACUGGUGCUUCGUCUAUAG
Messenger RNA from Aspergillus bombycis, 957 nucleotides. RefSeq names its product zinc-dependent alcohol dehydrogenase family protein. Gene Ontology annotation, molecular function: oxidoreductase activity. Bases 1 to 957 code for a protein of 318 amino acids. NCBI's taxonomy places the organism in Eukaryota, Fungi, Ascomycota, Eurotiomycetes, Eurotiales, Aspergillaceae. The record is from RefSeq and is a predicted model, not a curated record. The transcript has 4 exons.